This is a messenger RNA of Actinia tenebrosa (Australian red waratah sea anemone), 1091 nucleotides long. RefSeq lists its product as uncharacterized. The record is from RefSeq and is a predicted model, not a curated record. NCBI's taxonomy places the organism in Eukaryota, Metazoa, Cnidaria, Anthozoa, Actiniaria, Actiniidae.
GAAACUCACAAAAAGCAACAUAUUGUUCCCGCCUUUUGCUCCAAGUGUUGACACAUGUUUGCGCGGGAAAACACUGGCAGCUUUGACACUUUAUAAGUUUUCAUGUUGUCUUCCUGUUGGUGUCAAAAAUGGCAGCAAAAGAAAGUCGAAAAAGAUCGAGAUCUACUCUCCAAUUUGAAGAUAACGAGGAGAAACUCUCCUUACUUCGCGCCAGAAUAGCGGAAUCGAAAAAAUUACUGGGCGAAUGCAAUAAUUAUUCAUGGAUUCCGAAGCUUAUAGAUUUUUACGACUCCCAUCGUGAGAAAAAGAGUGAUGCCGGUCGGCCGGAUACGUCUGGGACAAUAGAUGUAAAACUUCCAGUUAUAGCUCCACCUUCUCCUUCCUCUGGUCAUGAGCCUUCAAAAGUAGAAAUCCACACAGCUCUGGAGGACGACGACGGAAAGUACUUUAUCGCUUGUAAAGCUACAAUUCGUAGCCUGGUGAAGGGCUUGACGGGGUCCAAAGGAUGCUGUUCUGUUUGUGGUGGGUUUUUACUUCUUGAUAGCUUCCAGAUGGAAAGAAGAGGGCAUUGUGGCCGUAUUAGUUUCACAUGCGAAAACAACCACGAAACUGUCUGGUUUAGUUCGCCAAUCUUGAAGUCCAAAUACGUUGCAAACCUCAGAGUAAUUCAUGGAUUCAUGAGCUCUGGGCUAACUGAAACACAAUAUCGUGGUUUCACCGAAGCAGCUUCUCUUGGCUCAGUUGAACAUACAUAUUUAGAUUCAGUUUUCAAUAAAUUGGGUUAUCUUUCUGCUGUACAAUCUGUAUAUGAGGAUGGCAUAAAAUCUGUWAUAGAAGAUAUUCAAAAAGAACAGGCAUAUGUUGACAAUGAUGGUGAUAUUAUAAUAACUGAUGCCAGACAUGAUUCCUCCAGAAAUGCCCAACAUACUACAGUUACAGCUAUGUCAUAUUAUACCAACAAGAUCAUACUAACCAUCAACUGGUCAAAACAAGAGUCCAGUACAGCAGCUUCACGGGAAGUGCCCAUGACAAAACUUUUAAUUGAUAAAAUUGAAGAAAUGGGUAUGGAAAAUGAUAUUGACUUACUAUGA